UUUUGUAAAAAUAUGUCUGUUGAUGUCAGUGCUGUUAAAAAAGAUGCAGACAAUAUUCUGCAAAGUAAUAAGAGACAAAUGAUUGACGAAAAUAAUGAAGUUGCAGCUAAAGCACAAAAGGUAGAAGUAACUGAAGAUCUAAUAGAAAGAAAAAACUCAGUUAAACGAAGACCUUUUGUAAUAAUGCUAGGAUAUCUUGGCAGAAAUUAUUUUGGUAUGCAAAUUAAUCGUGGUACAAAAACCAUAGAAGAAAGUUUGUUGUCUGCUUUGUUGAAAGCUAAUUUUAUUACAAAGGAACAAUUUGAUGAUGUAAGGGAGAUAAAAUUUCAAAGAGCUGCACGUACAGAUAAAGGUGUAUCAGCAGUUAGGCAAAUUGUUUCUCUAAAGCUGCCUGAUAAUGUAAAUAAGGAAGAUAUUAAUGAACAUCUUCCAAAAGAUAUUAGAGUAUUUGGGAUAAAGAGAGUAACAAGAAGUUUUAACAGUAAAAAUAAGUGUGAUGCUCGAACAUACAGAUAUAUUCUUCCUACAUUUGCUUUGGCUCCAGAGGAUCUUAAUUUUUUACAAUCUGAUCAAGAUGAAGAAAUAGUUGAAGAGAUACGACUUAGUCAACUCUCUGAGAUAAAUGGAAGGCCAUACAAUGAAUUUCGAUUAACUCCAGAAAUGAUUGAGAAGCUGAAUGAAACUCUGAAACUAUUAGAGGGUACACACAAUUUCCAUAACUUCACAUCAAAAACAAAACCAUUGGAUCCAAGAGCUAAGCGUUAUAUAAUACAUUUUCGUUGUACGGAAAUAUUCACUGUAAAUGAUAUGGAAUUUGCUGUAUUAGAAGUUAAAGGGCAAAGUUUUAUGUUGCAUCAAAUUAGAAAAAUGGUGUCUUUAGUAAUAGGAAUUUGUAGAAAUAUUGUGACAAACGAUAUUGUUAAGGAUGCAUUUUCUUUAGAAAAAAUUGAUAUUCCUACUGCUCCAGGCUUAGGACUGAGUUUACAUUUUGUACAUUAUGGAUAUUAUAAUGAAAGGUAUGGAACAGAUGGAUUUCACGAAACUUUAGAUUGGAAUGAAUGUAAUGAAGAGGUUGAACAAUUUUACAAAGAAUACAUUCUAAAGGAUAUAACAGAUACCGAAAUUUCAGAAAAAGUAAUGUUUAACUGGUUAGCAUCUUUUCUCACACCAAAAAGAUUUGCAUUUAAAGAAUCAGUAGCAACAGCUGAAUAUAUACUAUAA
This is a messenger RNA of Habropoda laboriosa, 1221 nucleotides long. RefSeq names its product tRNA pseudouridine synthase A, mitochondrial (gene Pus1). The record is from RefSeq and is a predicted model, not a curated record. Gene Ontology annotation, biological process: mRNA pseudouridine synthesis; tRNA pseudouridine synthesis. Gene Ontology annotation, cellular component: nucleus. The coding region runs from base 13 to 1221 and encodes 402 amino acids. Gene Ontology annotation, molecular function: RNA binding; pseudouridine synthase activity. The transcript is spliced from 5 exons. NCBI's taxonomy places the organism in Eukaryota, Metazoa, Arthropoda, Insecta, Hymenoptera, Apidae.